GGGUGCUGUAGUACGCGGAAGCAGCGGGCGAGGGUGAGGGGCGGGGCGUCGUUUGGUCGCGACGUUCAGUCGGGCGCCGGCCUCGUGCAGCGCCGGUCGCCGCCACAUACGCGGCAUGCGGCCCGCGCUCGCCGCGAUCGCGGCUUGCUGCGUGGUAGUACACGCCGAGCCGUCUGCGCGCCUCGCUCCGCGCAACAUUACUCCCCACCAUGUCCUCUCAUGUUCGGAUGGACUGGUUCUCCCUGCAUGGCAACCUCUUGAGGAUGUGCCAACCUAUGAGAUCGCCUUCCGAGGUGUUGUCUACUUUCUUUGCCUCAUGUACCUCUUCAUCGGAGUUUCCAUCGUCUCCGAUAGAUUUAUGGCCGCCAUAGAAGUUAUAACAUCAAGAGAGAAAGAGGUGCGCGUGCGACGAAAUGGCAGCGAACAGAUUGUUGUCGUCAGAGUAUGGAAUGAGACCGUCGCUAAUUUAACUUUGAUGGCAUUAGGAUCUAGUGCACCUGAGAUCUUAUUGUCUGUAAUAGAAAUAGCUGGGAAGAAUUUUGAGGCAGGUGACUUAGGGCCCGGUACCAUCGUGGGGUCGGCAGCAUAUAAUUUGUUUGUGAUCAUUGCCAUCUGUGUGGUUGUGAUACCAGAUGGCGAAGUUAGAAAGAUAAAACAUCUGAGAGUGUUUCUUGUGACAGCUACGUGGUCCAUCUUCGCGUAUGUGUGGUUAUAUCUCAUACUGGCUGUCAUUUCACCCAACGAAGUGGAAGUCUGGGAAGGAUUUGUUACUUUUCUCUUCUUUCCAGCGACGGUUUUAACAGCUUACAUUGCUGACCGUCGUUUACUUAUGUAUAAAUAUCUGAAAAAAGGCUAUCGAGUGAACGAAAGAGGAGUAAUUGUAGAAGCCGAAGGUGACGGCUCCGUUGAAAUGGCUUUAAAACCGGGAGGAGAGGAUUUCUUAUCUGAAGACGAAGAAGGAAGAGAACAAGAAAAAUCAAGAAGAGAAUAUGUGACAGUACUAAGAGAAUUAAGAAGACAACACCCUGAAGAAGACUUGGAAACUGUAGAAAGGAUGGCCUUAGAAACAUUGAUGGCGCGAGGUCCCAAGUCAAGAGCGUUUUAUCGAGUUGCAGCCACUCGUAAAAUGACAGGUGGUGGAGAUUUCUCGAGGAAAAUAUCUGAACGAGCUCAAAGUGAUCUAAGCGAGGUGAAAGCAGAGUUACAGAGACGAGAGUCAGGAUCUUUAUCACUUGAGCCUCGAGGUCCCAAUGUGAGAUUUGAUCCAGACCACUACACCGUCAUGGAGAACUGUGGGACAUUUGAAGUUAGAGUUGUAAGAGGAGGAGACUUGAACGGGGAAGUAACAGUGCAGUAUACCACCGAAGAUGGUACAGCUGAAGCAGGGUCAGACUAUGUCGCGGCCCAAGGUUCCUUGGUCUUCAAACACGGGGAGACAGAGAAGACCUUCAGCGUGCAAGUGAUUGAUGACGAUGUUUUUGAGGAAGACGAGCAUUUCUAUGUGCGUUUAACAUCUCCCAGAGGGGCUUGUCUUGCAUCGCCUUCAACAGCUACAGUAGUGAUAUUGGAUGAUGAUCAUUCGGGUGUGUUCUCUUUCCCGCAACGGGACUUCGAGCUGACGGAGUCGGUGGGAACUUACGACUUGAGGGUCGUGAGGACAGCUGGUGCCCGCGGCAAGGUCAGGGUGCCAUACUGGACGGAAGACGGCACUGCCAAGAAUGGUGCUCAGUACGAGUCGGCACAAGGCAGCGUGAUUUUUGAAAACAACGAAACUGAAUUCUUGGACGAAGGAAAUAUUAACGAGGGUCGCAUUCCGGAUAAUUACUUCGAUGCGGAAGUCGAAGUAAGCAGUUCUGGUGCUCGUUGUGCUGUACCGAAAAAGUGA
This is a messenger RNA of Spodoptera exigua (beet armyworm), 1885 nucleotides long. The record is from the annotation of a GenBank genome assembly. Lineage: Eukaryota; Metazoa; Arthropoda; Insecta; Lepidoptera; Noctuidae.